Messenger RNA from Porites evermanni, 1125 nucleotides. NCBI's taxonomy places the organism in Eukaryota, Metazoa, Cnidaria, Anthozoa, Scleractinia, Poritidae. The record is from the annotation of a GenBank genome assembly.
UUCUCCAGGUCUUCGAAUCCAGAAAAAGUAAUCUGUAAUUUUUAUGAGCCUUCUUGGCGAGCAGAGUACUUAAGAGACGACACAUACAAACAUCUGGUUGCUCUGGUCUGUAUCCAUAUUAUAGCAACCCUGCCGACGAUUAUUCUAAAUGCGCUGGUCAUUUUUGCCGUGGCAACAAGGCAAAGACUGCGAAACAACUCCACCAUAUUUCUUGCUUCUUUAGCUGGGGCGGAUUUGUUUACGGGGCUUGUUGCUCUACCGUUUGCCUUCUUGAUAGGCUUGAAUCAACUUCUUGGUUUUGGCUCAUUCUGUUCGCUAGAAAAAGCGUUUAUGGUGAUACUCACGAUAGUCAUUAAUGCUCCGCUCAGUCAUCUGGCUGUGAUCAGCGUAGACCGCUAUAUAGCAAUCAGAUACCCCUUAAGAUACCAGGUCCUCGUCACAAAAACAAGAAUAAUGAUCAGUAUUAUUCUCGCCUGGGCUAUCACUUUUAUGGUAACAAUCAAUGAAUUUGUUCUAGCUCUGAUUAGUGAGAGCAUUCACUCGAGUUAUCCUCGUGUUAACAUUAUCGUACAAACUGUCACUGGUUCUCUUUUCAUUGUUGUUAUUUUAUUGUCUUACGGUUACAUUUACUCAGAAACACGAAGACAAGUUAAACGCCUGCGGGCCGAACAACUGCCUCAAGAAGAAAUCCAAAGAAUCAAGAAAGAAAGAAAGGCCGCCACUACUCUGGCAAUCAUUCUGAUUGCUUUGGUAAUCACUUAUUUACCAGCAAUAGUAGUGGGGACACCGGCUGCUCUUCCGCUGGGUAGCAUUUCCACGCCGCCGCGUUUCAUAGUCAUCAUAUGGAGAUGGGCAGAAAGUUGCAUCAUGUUGGGUUCUGUGUUUAACCCUAUCAUUUACUGUUGGCGUAUGGAGAAACUGCGACGCGCAUUUCUCGAGAUACUACAUCUAAGAAAACCUGAAAACACCCUUCAACAAGCAGAAAUAAGAGGAACUCAGAGCAAUCAACCUGGACUCAGUACAAACCAGGCUCACUCGUUGUCCGAAAACGGGCAACCGAUUUUGUUGUCAUUUCGGCAGCUGCAAUCCGAUUAUAUCGCUAGCAUCGAAGAGGCCAACGAGUAA